Balaenoptera musculus (blue whale) is the source of this 1870-nucleotide messenger RNA. It is a transcript of the gene GAL3ST1, whose product is annotated as galactose-3-O-sulfotransferase 1. The record is from RefSeq and is a predicted model, not a curated record. Bases 247 to 1575 code for a protein of 442 amino acids. The transcript is spliced from 3 exons. Gene Ontology annotation, biological process: galactosylceramide biosynthetic process; myelination. Gene Ontology annotation, molecular function: galactosylceramide sulfotransferase activity. NCBI's taxonomy places the organism in Eukaryota, Metazoa, Chordata, Mammalia, Artiodactyla, Balaenopteridae. Gene Ontology annotation, cellular component: membrane.
CUUGCUGAGCCCUUGGAUGAAGGAGCUGCCUGGCUGCUGAGGUCCAGAGAGGGUUGGGGACCACCCAGGGGGCAGAGGGCCAGGGCAGCACCUGCAGGGUACAGGGACAUGCCACCUGCUCUCCCCGGGGAGGGAACUCAUGAAUAUUCACACCCACUAGAGCAUGAGGGAGCCAGCCAGCACACUCCUGGGUGUCAUUGGAGCGUUCCUGUUUCCCAGUGACCGCAGAGGCAGCCUGGGAGUCAGAUGUGGCUCAGUCAGGGAGAGGAAAGGGGCAUCCAGACACGGCCGGGGGUGUCUGAGAUGCCGCUGCCGCAGAAGAAGCGCUGGGAGUCCAUGGCCAAGGGGCUGGUGCUGGGAGCACUCUUCACCAGCUUCCUGCUACUGCUGUACUCCUACGCCGUCCCCCCGCUGCACACUGGCCUGGCCUCCACGACCCCCGAGGGCGCAGCACCCUGCUCCCCGGCCCUGAGUGAGCCAGAGGCACCGACCCCGGCCAACGGCUCGGCAGGAGGCUGCCAGCCGAGGCGCGACAUCGUGUUCAUGAAGACGCACAAGACAGCCAGCAGCACGCUGCUCAACAUCCUGUUCCGCUUCGGCCAGAAGCACGGGCUCAAGUUCGCCUUCCCCAACGGCCGCAACGACUUCGACUACCCGGCCUUUUUCGCACGCAGCCUGGUGCAGGACUACCGGCCCGGGGCCUGCUUCAACAUCAUCUGCAACCACAUGCGCUUCCACUACGACGAGGUCCGGGGCCUGGUGCCGCCCAACGCCACCUUCAUCACUGUGCUCCGCGACCCCGCCCGCCUCUUCGAGUCCUCCUUCCACUACUUCGGCUCCGUGGUACCCUUCACGUGGAAACUCUCGGGCCGCGACAAGCUGGCCGAGUUCCUGCAGGACCCAGACCGCUACUACGACCCCCACGGCUACAACGCCCACUACCUCCGCAACCUGCUCUUCUUCGACCUGGGCUACGACAGCGACCUGGACCCCCGCAGCCCGCAGGUGCAGGAGCACAUCCUGGAGGUGGAGCGCCGCUUCCACCUCGUGCUCCUGCAGGAGUAUUUCGACGAGUCGCUGGUGCUGCUCAAGGACCUGCUGUGCUGGGAGCUGGAGGACGUGCUCUACUUCAAGCUCAAUGCCCGCCGCGCCUCGGCAGUGCCGCGCCUCUCCGGCGAGCUGUACCGGCGCGCCACGGCCUGGAACGUGCUGGACGCCCGCCUCUACCGCCACUUCAACGCCAGCUUCUGGCGCAAGGUGGAGGCCUUUGGGCGCGAGCGCAUGGCCCGCGAGGUGGCCGCCCUGCGGCGCGCCAACGAGCGCAUGCGCCGCAUCUGCAUUGACGGCGGCCACGCGGUGGACGCCACCGCCAUCCAGGACUCGGCCAUGCAGCCCUGGCAGCCGCUGGGCACCAAAUCCAUCCUGGGCUAUAACCUCAAGAAGAGCAUUGGGCGGCGGCACGCGCAGCUCUGUCGGCGCAUGCUCACGCCCGAGAUCCAGUACCUGAUGGACCUGGGCGUCAACCUGUGGGUCACCAAGCUCUGGAAGCUCAUCCGGGACUUCCUGCAGUGGUGACGCCCGCCUGUGGAGGAGGGCUGGGCAGGGGCCCGCUGGCCUCCCCCCAUGGCCCUCCUGGUGCCACCCCAGCCCCUGGGGUGAGGCGGGGCUGCUGCAGGGGUGCAACCAGUCAAGGACUGGGCCCACCGCACACAGGGCCUGAGAUCAGUAUUUGACUAAUUAUAGUUUUUUGGUUUUGGGUUUUUGGUUUUUUAAAUUAAAUCCCCUUCCCUCCAAAAAAGAAUGUUCUAUUUUCUGGCUCCCCUUAAAGGGGAGACUUCAGAAGUAAAAGAAUUUGAUGUGUUUUUGUUAA